Myotis lucifugus (little brown bat) is the source of this 533-nucleotide messenger RNA. RefSeq names its product angiogenin. Gene Ontology annotation, molecular function: nucleic acid binding; RNA nuclease activity. The record is from RefSeq and is a predicted model, not a curated record. The transcript is spliced from 2 exons. Lineage: Eukaryota; Metazoa; Chordata; Mammalia; Chiroptera; Vespertilionidae. The coding region runs from base 93 to 533 and encodes 146 amino acids. Gene Ontology annotation, biological process: innate immune response; angiogenesis; antibacterial humoral response.
CACACAGCUGGAACCCAUCUCCAGGAACAAAGAGCUGGAAACCAUCUUCAUUUGAAGGGACUCUUCCCGAUUUUUGAGCCUUGUUGGAAGAGAUGAUGACGGGCCUGGGUCCCCUGUUGUUGGUCUUCAUGCUGGUGCCCUGUCUGACCCCACCGACCCUGGCUCAGGAUGUCGACAGGUACAAACACUUCCUGAACCAGCACUAUGAUCUCAAUCCAAGAGGCCGGAAUGACGCAUACUGUGAUACCAUGAUGAGAAGACGAGGCUUGACUUCACCCUGCAAAGCAAAAAACACCUUUAUUCAUGGCACCAGUAACAACAUCAAGGAUGUCUGUGGAGAUAAGAAUGGAGAGCCUUAUAAGGAAAAUUUCAGAAGAAGCAAGUCUCCUUUCCAGGUCACUACUUGCAAGCACAUAAGAGGGUCCACCCGGCCUCCCUGCCGGUACAGAGCCACACCAGGGUACAGAAGCAUUGUUAUUGCCUGUGAACAUGGCUUACCUGUCCACUUUGAUGAGUCCAUUUACAGUCCCUAA